Molecule: messenger RNA, 633 nt
Organism: Necator americanus (New World hookworm)
Lineage: Eukaryota; Metazoa; Nematoda; Chromadorea; Rhabditida; Ancylostomatidae
Exons: 12
Coding region: 1-633 (210 amino acids)
Source: RefSeq, a predicted model, not a curated record
AUGAAUUGGCAUUUGGUCUCUGACACUUUUGAGCGCCAUUCACUAAAGAUUUUUGAUUUCCAGGGAGAUUUGAGCAAUCUGACAAGUGAUUUAGUGUACAAGUGUUCGUUUGAGUGGAAGGAUCCAUGCCAACGCCGAUCAUCGUUGCAGUUCGCGAUAGUUCACGUCAUCUCCACUCCGCCGCUUCGAUCCAGUCGCUUACGUCAGUGCACCGAGUUUCAUGUCCUUUUAAAAUGGAUGAAGGAUAAAGACACUACCGUGGGCUCUCUCAAGUGUAAUUAUAUCGAGACAGUGACUGCAGAAACUACCAAGCCUGAAAUGGUGGGAUUAGAGCACUGCAAGAACGAUAGUGCCUGCGUCACACAAGUACAGGAUGAGUCCCCAGUCGCGAAACCGCCUGUUCCUACAAUCAGAACACACGAAUGGGUUUCAGUCGCUGGGGCACUGGAUUUUGCUGCUGUCGUAGCGAAGUGUGCAACCAGCUUCCUCCUGAAUGGCUCGCACUGUCACGAUGGCGCUUUCGAUGGAGAGAGAAAAGGAAAGUGCAGCAACGUAAAGAAGACAAAGUGCAGUCUGUUCGAUGAACAGCGGUUGUAUACCAUCAAAAUGGGUAUUCUCUUCCACUUAUUCUAA